AUGAGGCGCUGGAGGGGCGAGGCCACACUCAUUAAGGCGUCAAGGACCAUCGGGGAGGUGGUUGUGGGUCCGAGGGUGUGGCUGCUGCGGAUGGAAAGCACCAAGGUGACAUCUGUGGAAAGGAAGAAUGUUACAGAGAAGAAUGAUGGACUUCAGAAAGUUGAACGAACUGAGGAAAUAAAGGAGAUUAUGCCCGGCAAUAUAACGAAUGAAGUUUUAGUAAAACAGAAGGAAGAACAACUUUCUCCACAGAAUAGCACUAUUGUGACAUCUGUGGAAACGAAAAAUGUUACAGAAAAGGAUGAUGGACUUCAGAAAGUAGAACGAACAGAAGAAAUAAAGGAGAUUUUGCCCGGCAAUAUAACGAAUGAAGUUUUAGUAAAGCAGAAGGACGAACAACUUUCUCCACAGGAAAGCACCAAGGUGACAUCUGUGGAAAGGAAGAAUGUUACAGAAAAGGGUGAUGGAAAAGAUGUCGAGAAAGAAACUGUAAUUCAAAAAGAAGUCGAAAAGAAUGUGUGUGAUAGCGACAUCAAAGAGGUUCGUAACGAAAAACAUCUUAAUGAAACAAUUGAAGACUUGAAACACCAAGUUGAUGACGUGAAAAACAAGAUUAAGGAAGAAAAAGCAAAGGCUGAAGAAACAAAUGCUACGCGUAGCCUAUUCGAACCAAGUGCUGCCCCUAUCAUUCAAGAAGGUAAAGUCGUUGAAAAGAUAGUCCCUGCUGUGACGCCGGCGAAGGUUGCUGAAAAGAUUCCCCCCACGGUGACGGAAGGAAAAGUCCCCGUUGUGACAAAAGAGAAGGUUGUUGAGCAGGCUGCCCCUUCGGUGACAGAGGAGAUCGUAAGUGUCUCUAAGGAGCAAGAAGAAGUCCCUGUUGUGGCAGAAGAGAAGAAGGUUAUUGAAAAGAUUCACCCUGCGAUGACGGAAGGAAAAGUCCCGGUAGUCCCUCAACAGGAGGUUGUUGAAAAAGUUGCCCCAUCGCCGACAGAGGAAAAAGUUAAUGUUGUGACACAAGAAAGGGCUAUUGAGCAGAAUGCCCCACAAGAAAGGGCUAUUGAGCAGAAUGCCCCACAAGAAAGGGUUAUUGAACAGGUUACCCCGCAAGAAAGGGUUAUUGAAGAGGUUGCCCCACAAGAAAGGGUUAUUGAGCAGAAUGCCCCACAAGAAAGGGUUAUUGAACAGGCUGUCCCACAAGAAAGGGCUAUUGAGCAGAAUGCCCCACAAGAAAGGGUUAUUGAACAGGCUGUCCCACAAGAAAGGGUUAUUGAAAAGGUUGCCCCACAAGAAAGGGUUAUUGAGCAGAAUGCCCCACAAGAAAGGGUUAUUGAACAGGCUGCCCCACAAGAAAGGGUUAUUGAACAGGCUGUCCCACAAGAAAGGGUUAUUGAACAGGCUGUCCCACAAGAAAGGGCUAUUGAAGAGGUUGCCCCACAAGAAAGGGCUAUUGAACAGGCUGUCCCACAAGAAAGGGCUAUUGAAGAGGUUGCCCCACAAGAAAGGGCUAUUGAACAGGCUGUCCCACAAGAAAGGGCUAUUGAAGAGGUUGCCCCACAAGAAAGGGUUAUUGAACAGGCUGUCCCACAAGAAAGGGCUAUUGAAGAGGUUGCCCCACAAGAAAGGGCUAUUGAACAGGCUGCCCCUACGGCGACAGAAGAGAUUGCCACUGUUUCUAAAGAGAAAGAAGAAGUCCCUGUUGUUGUAACAGAGGAAAAGGUUCCCGUUGUGACAAAUCAGACAGUUGUUGAAAAGAUUUCCCCCACGGUGACGGAAGGAAAAGUCCCCGUUGUUAAAGAAGAGAAGGUUGUUGAGCAGGCUGCCCCUUCGGUGACAGAGGAGAUCGUAAGUGUCUCUAAGGAGCAAGAAGAAGUCCCUGUUGUGGCAGAAGAGAAGAACGUUAUUGAAAAGAUUCACCCUACGAUGACGGAAGGAAAAGUCCCGGUAGUCCCUCAACAGGAGGUUGUCGAAAAAGUUGCCCCAUCGCCGACAGAGGAAAAAGUUCAUGUUGUGACACAAGAAAGGGCUAUUGAGCAGAAUGCCCCACAAGAAAGGGUUAUCGAAAAGGUUGCCCCACAAGAAAGGGCUAUUGAACAGGCUGCCCCUACGGCGACAGAAGAGAUUGCCACUGUUUCUAAAGAGAAAGAAGAAGUCCCUGUUGUUGUAACAGAGGAAAAGGUUCCCGUUGUGACAAAUCAGACAGUUGUUGAAAAGAUUACUCCUUCCGUAGCGGAAGAAAAAGUUGUCACUCAACGGGAGGUUGUUGAGAAGGGUGCCCCCUCUGUCAACGAAAGCGUAGUUUCCAUUCCAAAGAGGGAGGAAGGAGUAGUUGAAAGAAUUGCUCCUGUUGUAUAGAAUGCAAUUACAACAGAGUAGUGAUACCAUGUUGCUGUUUCUCUUAUCUAUUUCAU
Eriocheir sinensis (Chinese mitten crab) is the source of this 2408-nucleotide messenger RNA. Its product is annotated as titin-like. The coding region runs from base 1 to 2352 and encodes 783 amino acids. The record is from RefSeq and is a predicted model, not a curated record. The transcript is spliced from 4 exons. NCBI's taxonomy places the organism in Eukaryota, Metazoa, Arthropoda, Malacostraca, Decapoda, Varunidae.